Molecule: messenger RNA, 900 nt
Organism: Priceomyces carsonii
Lineage: Eukaryota; Fungi; Ascomycota; Pichiomycetes; Serinales; Debaryomycetaceae
Exons: 1
Coding region: 1-900 (299 amino acids)
Source: RefSeq, a predicted model, not a curated record
AUGUCACUAAUAACUAACAAACAACAGGCUUUGAUUGAUCUGGCAAUCGCUUCCUAUAUCACCGCUUAUGACAAAAUAUCACUUCAGUACUUGAAUUUAAGAACAGAGGUGUUCGAAUUGAACUUGAAGAUAGAAAAACAGCUUGUGGCGAAGGAACCUAUACCAUCUGAAAAUCAAAUCAAAGCUUUAAAACUUGAGUAUGAGCUUGAUAAGCAAGAAGAAAUAUUCAAGUUGCAUAUGUCAUCUUGGUCAAAGUCAUUGGAUGUCAGAGAAAAAUUUUCACCACCAUAUUAUGAACAAUUGCAAGAGAAGUUUGAUGAAUUGAAGUUAAGAAAAGAAACUUUAGAGAAGGACAUUAACAGAAUAAAGGAAGUCCAAAAACCAACGUUAAAUGACAUGUCAGCGCUUGCUAAAAGCUUUGAUGUUCACUUAUCAAGCAAGCGAGCGAAAAGAUUCAAUAAGACUUCAAUUCAGAAAUUCUUGAAUUCAAACACCGGAGCAAGAGAGAAAUCGAAACAAAUUGAUACAAAUAACCUAGUUUUUUCUAAAGAGCAGAUAGACAGUUUAUUCACAGACGUCGAUUUGACAAGUAUAGACGUCCUCCGUUAUGUACGUAAUCAAAUGCAGAAUGGAAGAACACUCACAGAAUUGGAUGACGACAGAUAUUUGUACGACGUAUCCAAGUCUAUUUUGCAUGGUACGGAUUCUGGUCCUAACAUAGCAGAGUUUGACAACAUGAUCGAAGACCUCACGAGCAAUAUAAAAGACCUAAUCAAUCAGGGUUCAGUUGCAAAGGAGAGAUGGAGCGAAAAUUCACGAAAAUUGGCUGCUAUAUCCCAGACAUUGGAAGACAUUCAAGCGGGAGAUGAAGGGACCAUAGACCAAGAAAUGAAAGACUAA